Paramuricea clavata is the source of this 633-nucleotide messenger RNA. Lineage: Eukaryota; Metazoa; Cnidaria; Anthozoa; Malacalcyonacea; Plexauridae. The record is from the annotation of a GenBank genome assembly.
AUGGAUAAUCGUACGCGAAAUGUUCAUAACGUAAUCUCAUCACGUAAUCAUAGUAAGAUUACCUCCCACCGUCCAUUUCAUAAACGAAAUCGUACUCGGAAUAACAAUAAUCUCAUUAAAAUCUAUCCCAAUAAGAAUCUGCAUAACACAGGUGUUAACGCCUUUUCACAAAAUAAUCCAUCUCAUGUUCCCAAGGUGAUGGUGACUAAUGUGAGGUCUUUAGUUCCAAAACUAGACGAAGUACAAGAAUUCCUAAUUCGGAAUGACUUUAAUUUUGCGUUUAUUACCGAGACAUGCUUAAAAGAGUCAAUUGCAGAAAGCAUAAUUAACAUUCCUGGUUACACAGUAUUUCGCACAGAUAGGAAAAAUGAUGAUCAUGGUGGUGUAUGUGCUUAUAUUCGAACUGAAAAAUGUAAUUACAGACGAAUGGACGAAUUAAAUUGCUGUGAGAAUCACGAGAUCUUGUGGCUUUACUUACGACCUGACCGCUUACCUCGGGGUUUCUCAUGUAUAAUUUCAGGAUUGGUGUACCACCCACCCAGUGGUAAUGCAAGUUUGAUCUGUGACCAUCUGACCAUCUGUUCAACUCACUCACAAUGGCCGAAUCCAAAUACCCCAACUGUGGUAUAUUAG